This is a messenger RNA of Danaus plexippus (monarch butterfly), 2120 nucleotides long. RefSeq names its product G-protein coupled receptor dmsr-1 (gene NGR-A13). Bases 396 to 1598 code for a protein of 400 amino acids. The transcript is spliced from 8 exons. Gene Ontology annotation, cellular component: membrane. The record is from RefSeq and is a predicted model, not a curated record. Gene Ontology annotation, molecular function: G protein-coupled peptide receptor activity. Lineage: Eukaryota; Metazoa; Arthropoda; Insecta; Lepidoptera; Nymphalidae. Gene Ontology annotation, biological process: G protein-coupled receptor signaling pathway.
GUAGACAGCAGUGCGGGCUCCGUCUCCGACCAAAACGCACGCAUUCGCUCUAUAUCUAAGAGAAGAAAACGCGGGUUUUUGUUUGUGCGUGUAUGAGUGAAACAAGCGUGUUGAGGACUGACUAAAUGUUUAUUUUUUCUUGAGAACUGUCUAGCACAUACAGUAUGUUGGAUCUUAAGAUAAAUAUUGAGUAAAGCGUCGCACUCCAUCAAGCGACUAAAAGUGCCCGACGGAAGCAGCUUACCCAGAAACUCAGGAGUCAGGAUCCUCAGCAGUGAGAGCACUAUUAAGAAGAAGAAGAAGAGUUAGUGAAGAUGGAUAUGGGUGAUGAUAAUAAAGAACAUCUAUAGUAUACAUCCAAUUCCGAUGCCUAAAUCUUUGGAUAAAGUCAGAGCAUGUCGAACGCAACUGAUGCGUACUGCGUGCCCGGCGCAACCAACUUUAAUAAAGCCUACAGUAGGCUUCAUGGUUACAUCGCUCUAGUAAUAUGCAUUAUUGGGUCUGCAACAAACUCAAUAAACAUAACUGUACUCAGUCGCCGGGAAAUGAUAAGCUCUACUAAUUCAAUUUUGACAGGGCUCGCUGUCGCAGAUCUCCUUGUUAUGCUGGAAUAUAUUCCAUAUGCUUUACACAUGAAUAUUAAAAUCGGACCUCAAGUAAAUAAAAAUACGUAUGCUUGGACCGUCUUCGUAUAUUUCCACUCUAUCUUCAGCCAAAUAUUCCACACGAUCUCUAUCUGGCUUGCAGUUACCCUUGCUGUGUGGCGGUAUGUAGCUAUAGCUUUUCCACAAAAAAACAGAACAUGGUGCAGCAAAAGAAAUACGACUUUGGCAAUAGUGAGUGCAUAUGUUAUGUGUCCAUUUUUAUGUCUGCCAAUAUAUUUCGCUAUGAAUAUAGUGCCAAGUGAAGUUACUCCACAUAAUAAUACUGAAUUUGCCGAAGACUUAUUGCUACCGCAUAAUAGAACAGUGUACGUUUUGGAAAUGUCAAAAAAUAAAGAAUUAGUUACGGCAAUAAUGUGGAUUUACAGUGUUAUUUUAAAACUAGUACCAAGUAUAGCUUUAUCAGUUCUUAGUACGUGUUUAAUUUCAAAAUUAACGACAACCGAACAAAGAAGACAGAAACUGCUCAAACGAUCUACGGUUGGACCUAACGAGCCGGAGAAGCAAUGUCUUGCGGACGAGUCGGCGGCUCGCCGGUCGAGUAGGACGGACCGAACAACGCGCAUGUUACUAGCAGUUCUGGGACUGUUUCUAUCUACUGAAGUGCCCCAAGGACUCCUCGGUCUAGCUAGCGCCUUAGCACCUGACUUCUUCAAAAGUUGCUACAGUAUGUUUGGAGACCUCAUGGACGUACUGGCACUGUUCACAUCGUCAGUGAAUUUCGUACUAUACUGCAGCAUGAGCCGGCAGUUCCGUUGCACCUUCUCAAGACUGGCUCGAGGCUUGGUGUAUGCUGCCGAGGAACCCGCAAAAUUUGGUACUAAACUUGAACCUACAACGCAGGCUUCAUUUUUCGACAAAUCUAAAACCAGUAAUGGUGGUAUGGCUGCUUGGUGUUUGAACAGGACAGUGGUAGCAACCCCAACUGUAACGUGACACUAGUUCAAACUAGGCAAAGGUCACUGGCCCCCUAUAGCGGCCGAUCCCCGCCCUCAUCAGGGUGGUGGAGGAGAGUGUUAUAUAGAUCUAAAUAGGUAAUAGCAAUUUCUUUCAUGGAUAAAAUAUAUAAAAAUAUAUGUAGUUACUAAAUCUUGAUUAAGUCUUAGUAUGUGGUUUAAAUAAUAAAAUUAAAUAUUAAACUUUGUAUAAAUGUAUAAAAUAUUGUCAUAUGUUUUAACUAGUCUUCGCGUCUUUUGAGCCGAGACGCCAAAACUAGUUUUUUAAUGUAGAUUCAUGAUAACAAUUGGUAAAAAAAAUUGAUCAAUAGGGUCCAACGAAACAAUGUUAAAUUAGCUUCAAUUUGUAUAUAAUAAAUCAUUAUUAUGGUUACAAGCCUUCGCUUUUACCGUUCUUUUUUAAAUAAGAAUAUUUGUAUAAAAAGUUUAGUCUACUAAACUUAUUUUAAAUAUAUGUAAACUGUGUAAACGUGUUCAUUUAUAACUUAAUAAAAACCUCUUU